This is a messenger RNA of Microthlaspi erraticum, 1101 nucleotides long. NCBI's taxonomy places the organism in Eukaryota, Viridiplantae, Streptophyta, Magnoliopsida, Brassicales, Brassicaceae. The record is from the annotation of a GenBank genome assembly.
AUGGCUUCCUCCAAUAAUGAUUACAAUAAUGGUAAUAACAGUGGAGUGUACCCUCUCUCUUUUUACCUUUCUUCACUCUCCGGCCAUCAAGACAUCAUCCGUAAUCCCUACAAUCAUCAGUUAACAGCAUCUCCAGGCCAUAUGGUGUCAGCAGUGCCUGGGUCUCUGAACGAUUACAUGGCGUUUAACUCAAACAAUGAUGUGAAUCAGCAAGGUGGUUUUGAGAUUCCUGAGGUAUCGAGGGAAAUCAAGAAGGUGGUGAAGAAAGACAGACAUAGCAAGAUUCACACGGCACAAGGUCUUAGAGACAGGAGGGUAAGGCUUUCUAUUGGGAUUGCUCGCCAAUUCUUCGAUCUCCAGGAUAUGUUGGGGUUUGAUAAAGCCAGUAAAACAUUAGAAUGGCUACUCAAGAAAUCAAGAAAAGCCAUCAAAGAGGUCCAAGAAAAAAGGCUCAACAAUGAUGAUGAAGAUUUUGGAAACAAUGGAGGUGAUGUAGAAGAGGAAGAGGAGGAGGAGGAGGAGGAUGGAGACAAGAGCUUUGUGAAUGGAUCGAGCCCGGAGUUCUUUGAAGAAGAAGUGGUAUGUGAGGUCAAGAAGACAGAGACAAGAAAGAAGAAGAGUGAGUUGAGCAAUAUAUCUUCAAAGGGAUCAAGAGCCAAAACUAGAGGAAAAGAAACGGAGAGAGCAAGAGAGAUGAAAUUUGAUCAUCCAGAAACCGUCUCAGAUAUCACACAAUCUGAAAUCAUGGACCCAUUCAAAAGGUCUAUAAUCUUCAAUGAAGGAGAAGACAUGACACAAUCUUUCUACAAGGAAGCAAUCGUAGAUUUUGAUAAUCAAGAAUCUAUUUUAACCAAGACGAAGAUCAAUCUACCAAAGAAUGUGGGUCAAAGUUACAAUCAUCAUGACCAUGGGACAUUUAUGUUGAUGGAUCAGGGUUCUAGCAGCAACUACAAUAUCAUUCUGCCUCAAAACUUGGACUAUAAUUAUGAUCAAAACCCUUUUCUUGAUCAAACCUUUUGUGCAGUCACCGACACAAAUUUCUCCAGAGGUACGUAUAGUUUGGACUCAAGACUCUUAUCUAGCCUCAGUUAUCAAUUAUGA